Molecule: messenger RNA, 2865 nt
Organism: Chaetura pelagica (chimney swift)
Lineage: Eukaryota; Metazoa; Chordata; Aves; Apodiformes; Apodidae
Gene: EPHA6
Product: EPH receptor A6
Exons: 16
Biological process (GO): protein phosphorylation; cell surface receptor protein tyrosine kinase signaling pathway; axon guidance
Cellular component (GO): neuron projection; plasma membrane
Molecular function (GO): transmembrane-ephrin receptor activity; protein binding; ATP binding
Source: RefSeq, a predicted model, not a curated record
UGGGAUUCCAUAACUGAGAUGGAUGAACACAAUCAUCCCAUUCAUACUUACCAGGUAUGUAAUGUGAUGGAACCAAACCAAAACAACUGGCUUCGAACAAACUGGAUCUCCCGUGAUGCUGCACAGAAAAUUUAUGUGGAACUGAAGUUUACUCUGAGGGACUGCAACAGUAUUCCAUGGGUACUGGGAACCUGCAAGGAAACUUUCAAUCUCUACUACAUGGAGUCAGAGGAGUCUCAUGGAGUAAAGUUCAAGCCAAACCAGUACACUAAAAUUGACACCAUUGCAGCUGAUGAGAGCUUCACCCAGAUGGACUUGGGUGACCGCAUUCUUAAACUCAACACAGAAGUUCGUGAGGUUGGGCCAAUAAACAAGAAAGGAUUUUAUCUUGCUUUUCAGGACAUUGGAGCAUGCAUUGCUUUGGUCUCAGUCCGUGUUUAUUACAAAAAGUGCCCUUUCACGGUCCGUAAUUUGGCUAUGUUUCCUGAUACUAUUCCAAGGGUUGAUUCUUCCUCUUUGGUGGAAGUACGGGGCUCCUGUGUGAAGAGUGCGGAGGAACGUGAUACUCCAAAAUUGUAUUGUGGAGCAGAUGGGGAUUGGCUUGUGCCUCUUGGACGAUGCAUCUGCAGUGUAGGAUAUGAAGAAGUGGAUGGCUCCUGCCAUGCUUGCAGGCCUGGAUUCUAUAAAGCAUUUGCUGGAAAUGUAAAGUGCUCCAAGUGCCCCCCACACAGCUUGACUUACACAGAAGCAACCUCUGUCUGUCAAUGUGAGAAAGGUUACUUCAGAGCUGAGAAGGACCCACCAACUAUGGCAUGUACCCGGCCACCUUCUGCUCCAAGGAAUGUGAUUUUUAACAUUAAUGAAACAGCUCUCAUGUUGGAAUGGAGCCCCCCAAGUGAUACCGGAGGAAGAAAAGAUCUCACUUACAGUGUCAUCUGUAAGAAAUGUGGGUCGGAUGCCAACCAAUGUGAGAUUUGUGGGGGAGGUAUCCGUUUCAUCCCCAGGCACACAGGUCUCACCAACUCCUCUGUGACGGUGCUUGACUUUGUGUCUCACGUGAACUACACCUUCGAAAUAGAAGCCACAAAUGGGGUCUCAGAGCUGAGUUUCUCUCCCAAGCAGUUCACAGCUAUCACAGUUACCACAGACCAAGAUGCACCCUCCUUGAUAGGUAUGGUAAGGAAGGACUGGGCUUCCCAAAACAGCAUUGCCCUCUCCUGGCAAGAGCCGGACUCUCCCCAUGGAGCCAUACUGGACUACGAGAUCAAGUACUAUGAGAAAGUCUACCCACGGAUAGCGCCGGCAUUUUGGCACUACCUGCGGGUAGAAGAGCAUGAGCAGCUCAGCUAUUCCUCCACAAGGUCCAAGGCUCCAAGUGUUAUCGUCACAGGUCUCAAGCCAGCCACCAAGUAUAUAUUUCAUAUCAGAGUCAGGACGGCAGCAGGAUACAGCGGCUAUAGCCAGAAGUUUGAAUUUGAAACUGGAGAUGAAACUUCUGAUAUGGCUGCCGAGCAGGGACAGAUUCUUGUAAUUGCCACUGCUGCUGUUGGUGGAUUCACUCUCCUGGUCAUCCUCACUUUGUUCUUCCUGAUCACUGGGAGAUGCCAGUGGUACAUAAAGGCCAAAAUGAAAUCUGAAGAGAAAAGAAGGGCUCAGUUGCAAAAUGGAGAUUUACGUUUCCCAGGAAUAAAAACAUAUAUUGAUCCAGAUACAUAUGAAGACCCAUCUCUUGCUGUCCAUGAGUUUGCAAAGGAGAUAGAUCCUUCAAGAAUUCGUAUUGAGAGAGUUAUUGGGGCAGGUGAGUUUGGAGAAGUAUGCAGUGGACGUCUGAAGACACCAGGAAAAAGAGAAAUACCUGUUGCAAUUAAAACUCUGAAAGGCGGCUAUCUGGACCGGCAGAGAAGAGAUUUCCUGAGAGAGGCUAGUAUCAUGGGACAAUUUGAUCACCCAAAUAUAAUUCGCCUUGAAGGAGUUGUUACAAAAAGCAGACCAGUAAUGAUUGUAGUUGAAUACAUGGAGAACGGAUCCCUUGACUCCUUUCUGCGGAAGCAUGAUGGCCACUUCACAGUCAUCCAGCUGGUUGGCAUGCUACGGGGGAUUGCAUCUGGCAUGAAGUACCUCUCAGACAUGGGCUAUGUGCACCGUGAUUUGGCAGCCCGAAAUAUCUUGGUCAACAGUAACCUCAUGUGUAAAGUCUCCGAUUUUGGUUUGUCACGAGUGUUAGAGGACGAUCCUGAAGCUGCUUACACAACAAGCGGUGGAAAAAUCCCAAUAAGGUGGACUGCUCCUGAAGCUAUAGCUUAUCGGAAGUUCUCUUCAGCGAGUGAUGCAUGGAGCUACGGGAUUGUAAUGUGGGAGGUGAUGUCCUAUGGUGAGAGACCAUACUGGGAGAUGUCCAACCAGGAUGUUAUACUGUCUAUUGAAGAAGGCUACAGGCUUCCAGCUCCCAUGGGCUGCCCAGCUUCUCUGCACCAACUAAUGCUUCACUGCUGGCAAAAGGAGAGGAACCACCGUCCAAAAUUUAGUGAUAUUGUCUGCUUCCUAGACAAACUGAUUCGCAAUCCAAGCGCCCUUCAUACCCUAGUGGAGGACAUACUUGUAAUGCCAGAUUCACCUGGUGAAGUUUCAGAAUAUCCUUUGUUUGUUUCAGUCAGUGACUGGCUGGACUCCAUAAAAAUGGGUCAGUAUAAAAAUAACUUCAUGGCAGCAGGUUUCACAACUUUGGAUAUGGUUUCAAGAAUGAAUAUUGAUGACAUUAGAAGAAUUGGAGUUGUACUCAUUGGACACCAGAGACGAAUAGUCAGCAGUUUACAGACUUUGCGGUUACACAUGAUGCACAUACAGGAGAAAGGAUUUCAUGUAUGA